Molecule: messenger RNA, 2454 nt
Organism: Styela clava
Lineage: Eukaryota; Metazoa; Chordata; Ascidiacea; Stolidobranchia; Styelidae
Source: RefSeq, a predicted model, not a curated record
AUGUGUAGAUGUGAUGUCAAGUGUAGUAUAUGCAGUGGGAAACAUCAUAAAUGUAUUCAUGGAAUUCGCAUGUUUGAAAGCGUCCCAAGACCAACAAACCGACAGAGUGUAAACAAUGCGAUGUCGGUAACCACUAGGGUUCAAUUUCAGUUGCUACCUGUAUUGGUUAGAGGAGCUAAUGGACGCUCCGAAUAUACCGUUGCUUUGCUCGAUUCGGCAAGUCGGGUUUCUCUCAUUCAUCCUAAACUUAAAACUAAAUUGGAUUUGCGUGGAUGUCGUAAAAAGCUUAUGUUAACCACCCUGGCGGGAACUGGGAUUUCAUAUGAUUCAGAAGCGGUUGGAUGUUUUGUACGUGACAAAUUAAAUCCCGAUGGCAAAGAACUAGAUCUAAAAUCAGUUUUCGUAUGUGACAAUAGAAUUCCCCACCCUGAAAGACGUCAAACGGAUUUUGAAACUUUCCAUCAUUUACGCGGAAUACCACUCCCUGAUAUUAAAGAAAACGAAGUUAUGUUGCUCAUAGGUGCGGACCAUCCGUUUGCCCACUUUCAACUAGAAAGACGUGUAGGGGGGGAUAACGAGCCUAUUGCUAUUAGAACGCCACUUGGGUGGACUUUGCUAGGUGCAAACAAACGCGCUGGUGAAGUCGACCUAAUUCAGGCCAACUGUCAUUUAUUACACGACGAUUACAAUAUCUUGCAAGAACAAGUUAAGCAGUUUUGGAGUACGGACGCGAUAGGAAUGGUUUACAACAUGAAGCGAGCCGAAUCAGCGGAAGAUCGCGUGGCUGCGGAUAUGAUUAGAGCUAAAACAUCCAUUGUUGAUGGGCAUUAUCAAGUUGGCUUUUUGUGGCGUCACGAUGCUUCCAUUAUGCCGGAGAACAGUCUUAUUGCCCGCACUAGAUUUAAAAAUCUGAAAUAUCGACUUUUGAAAAAUGACUGCCUGAGAGACAUGUAUUGCACGUCUAUGAGGAAAAAUAUCGAACGUGGCUGGGUGCGAAAACUGACCGAUAAAGAACGGGAUACUUUGGGUCCUCGAACUUGGUAUCUGCCCCAUCAUGGAGUUCAGAAUCCGAAUAAACCCGGCAAGAUAAGAAUAGUUUUUGACGCCGCUGCUACAUAUUGUGGAAUUAGUUUAAAUAAUCAGAUAUAUUCGGGACCUGAUCUUAUUAAUAAUUUAAUUGGUGUUUUACUGCGAUUCAGAGAAAGACCCGUUGCAUUGAACGCUGAUAUUGAAGCCAUGUAUCAUAUGGUGCGUCUACCGCAGUCAGACACCGAUUCAGUUCGAUUUUUCUGGCAAGAAGAUCUAAGAUCAACAUCCCCACCUGAUGUAUAUCAGUUUUUAGUAAGGAUUUUUGGUGCGGUCGACUCGCCAUAUGUUGCAAAUUACUGCCUUGAACAAACCGCGCUUGAUAAUACCAGCCAAUUUUCAACGGAAGCAGUAGAAACUGUUCUCAGGGAUUUUUACGUAGAUGAUCUGCUUUCAUCAAAAUGGAAUGAUGACUCCGCCUUUUCCGUCGCACAAGAAGUUUCUAAUAUGUUAGCAAGUAGGGGUUUUCGAUUGACAAAAUGGCUUUCAAAUUCCAAAACAUUAUUGUCGAAAUUUAACACAGAGGAUCGUCUUAAUCCUGAUGUUGAUCUAGAUUUUGAUUGUUUGCCCGUUUCUAAGGCGUUGGGACUUCACUGGAACACUAAUGACGAUGAUUUCUUCUUUAUUUACAAUUCGUUGGCAAAACCUGUUACAAAAAGAGAGGCGCUAAGUGCGACGGCAUCGGUUUUUGACCCUCUCGGAAUUUUAACCCCUAUUAUUUUAACUGCAAAACUACUUAUACGGGAGUGCUGGAGAGAUGACUUGAAAUGGGACGAAAAUUUUGAUGACCGUAGGAAGAAUACUUGGGGCGACUGGACCGAAUCGUUAAAACAAUUGACUAAUUUUCGUGUGCCUAGACAAUAUUUAGGAGUCUCGAAAACCGAUGCCACUUAUGAGCUCCACUUGUUUUGCGACGCGUCUGAACAAGCUUAUGGUACCGUGGCUUACUUGCGUGCCAAGAAAGGCCAGUGUGUGAAUUGUAGUUUUUUGAUGGCCAAAUCAAGAGUCUCCCCGAUGAAACAUAUGUCCGUUCCCAGACUAGAGCUGCAAAGUGCCUUAUUAUCCGCGCGUCUGCUGAAAUUUCUGCGCAAGUCUUUAACCCUGCCCAUCACAUGCGAAAUGUUGUGGUCAGAUUCUACGUGUGUUCUGAGAUAUCUCCGAAACACUAAAACAAGAUUCAAAACAUUUGUUGCAAAUAGACUGCGUGAAAUUCUUGACUACACUGAACCUGCGCAGUGGCGAUAUGUCAAUACCCAAAAUAAUCCAGCGGAUUGUUGUACGAGAGUCAUGCCCAUGAACAAAUUCAUCGAAAGCGAUAACGUGUGGAUAAGCGGACCAAAGUUUUUAUUGUUGCCUGAAUCAUCGUAG